Molecule: messenger RNA, 954 nt
Organism: Colletotrichum truncatum
Lineage: Eukaryota; Fungi; Ascomycota; Sordariomycetes; Glomerellales; Glomerellaceae
Product: amidohydrolase 2
Molecular function (GO): hydrolase activity
Source: RefSeq, a predicted model, not a curated record
AUGGCCACUUUUGCGACAAUGAGCAACGGAAAGAACAGGGUUCUUUUCCCACGUGGAGGAUGGGACACUCAUCAUCAUAUAUUCGAACCUGAGUCGUUCCCCUACUGCCCAAAUAGGCACCUAACUCCGCCCCCCGCGACUAUUGCCUCUUUUCAGACAUUCAAGAAAAGUUUGGGUAUCACAAAGUCUGUCCUCACACAUGGCUUGUCUUAUGGGGAUGAUAUAAGUUCCCUGAAGGCUUUCGUACCACGACUGGACGUACAAAAUACCCGAGCAAUCGGCGUCAUCAACCCAGAAACGGUGACAGAUGACGAGUUGCAUGCCAUGCACGAGGCAGGUGUAAGAGGUCUCCGUGUUAAUCUGUACCGAUACAAUGCCAUGGAGGACGUGGAGCUCCAAAAGGUCGCUCUCGACGCUCAUCUAAAAAGAAUAACAUCCUUAUCCUUGCCCUGGAGUCUGACGAUUACAACCAUUCGGACUGAUUUCUGGGAUGACUUGAGGCCUUUUGUUCAAGGAGUCAUUGCGAAACAAGGGGUGCCGUUAGUCACGGAUCAUUUCGCGCUGUUAAAGGCCCCAAGUCUUCUUCCGGCAGAGUACCGCGGCGAUCCAACAAAGCAGCCUGGUUUCGACGCCAUUAUGGAGCUGGUUAGAGAUGGCCAUCUUUGGGUGAAACUGAGCGCCCCGUAUCGUAUAAGUGAGCUGAAGCCAGACUACUCGGACGUCAGGUUCUUGGUUCGUGCGUUUGUAGACGCGAACAAGCACCGCGUAAUCUGGGGGAGCGAUUGGCCACAUACGCCACGGAUGAAGGUGCGGACGCACGAAGCGGCCAUGAAAGAGACACCUUAUCUGGAUGUUGACGACGCCGCAUGGCUGAACAACUUGAGAUCUUGGUUAUCAGACGAAGAAUGGGAUUUGCUCAUGGUUCAAAACCCAGCAAAAUUAUUCGGACUAUAA